Molecule: messenger RNA, 1086 nt
Organism: Fusarium keratoplasticum
Lineage: Eukaryota; Fungi; Ascomycota; Sordariomycetes; Hypocreales; Nectriaceae
Product: TauD domain-containing protein
Exons: 6
Coding region: 1-1086 (361 amino acids)
Cellular component (GO): cytoplasm
Molecular function (GO): 2-oxoglutarate-dependent dioxygenase activity
Source: RefSeq, a predicted model, not a curated record
AUGUCUACUCAGACCGCGACUACGACUACCUCCCAGCCUUCAGAGAUUGUGUCUCAGCUGAAGUUUGAUACUUCAAUCAACUACAAGGAGAAUGAGUACAAAUAUUCCCACUAUCUCCCACAUUUCAAACCAGGCUUGCAACCACCCCUGGAAGAGUUCAAGCAUACCGACCCAGGCCUCCGUGCCGAUCCUGCGAAAGCUGCCCUCUUGAAUGCCCCAGGCUCUUCGUUCCAGGAGAUCACCCCAGCUGUGGGCACUGAGGUCCAUGGUCUCCAGCUCAGCUCUCUCGAUUCCAAGCAAAAGGAUGAACUCGCGCUUCUGGUAGCCGAGCGCGGAGUUAUCGUCUUUCGUGGACAGGACUUUGCCGAUAUUGGUUUUGACAAGCAGAAGGAGUUCGGUGCUCACUUUGGCAAGCUGCAUGUUCAUCAGCAUGGAGGACAUGUCAAGGACUAUCCCGAGCUGUUGCCAGUCUACCGAGACUUUACAGCUGGUGCAGUAGACAAUGAGAUCAAGAAUAAUGUCAGCAGCAUCAAGUGGCACACCGACAUGUCUUAUGAGAUCAAUGGCAUGGGAACAACCAUCUUCUUGGCACUUGACGCCCCUCAAUCAGGAGGUGACACGCUCUAUCUCUCGACAGUGGCCGCAUACAAUGCGCUAUCACCACUGUAUCGUGAGAAGCUGCACGGCCUCGAAGCCACACACUCUGGAUUUGAGCAGGCUAGGGUUGCUGAUCACAAGGAGCGAUAUAUCCGCGAACCGAUUGAGACGAUCCACCCUGUUGUUAGAACUCACCCUGUAACCAAGUCCAAGUCUUUGUAUGUCAACCGUCUAUACACGAGGCGGAUUCAAGGCUUGAAGGAAGAAGAGAGUGCAAACAUCCUCAACUUCCUUUACGACCACAUUGAGCAUGGCCAAGACUGGCACAUUCGAGUACACUGGACACCAGGCACAGUUGUUGUCUAUGACAACCGGAUCACCCAGCAUUCCGCCCUCCGCGAUUUUCAGGUCAAGGAGGGUCAGACCCGACGGCACAUGUUGCGCAUCACACCCCAGGCUGAGAGGCCAUACUUUGACCCCAACGUCUAG